AUGAAGCCAUUCACAUUUGCUUUCUGGCCGCUGGCUCUGUUCUCCAGCCAAGCGGCAGCUCUGCCUCACAUCGACCCCGAGACCCCGAUCCCGCUCAACGCAUUCAGGAUGCGUGACAUAGGCGGUCGGGAUCCUCAUAUGGGUAUCGACCCGGAGACGAUCCGCAAGUACGCGUCGAUGGUUCCUGAAUCUCCAGGUCUCGGCAAGCGGGUGGUGGACUUUGACCCCAAGGAGCAGCUCGUUGAUGUUCAUGGAGAUCACGAGUUCAUGCCCCCGGAUUGGGAGGCUGGCGACGUUCGCGGUCUCUGCCCCGGUUUGAACACUCUGGCCAACCACAACUACCUGCCUCGCAACGGCGUGGCAACCUGGACCGAAUAUGUCACCGCAGUUGCCAAGGUCUGGGGCAUGGCGCCGGAUCUCUCGGCCCUCCUCACCACCCUGGGCGUCGUUCUUGGAGGCGACUUGAUCUCUGUCUCACAAGGCGGCUGGUCAAAGUACAUGACCGGCAACCUGCUCGGCUUGUUCGGUACCCCCCGCGGCCUCAGCGGCUGCCACCCUUUGUUCGAGGUUGAUGGCAGUCCCACGCGUGGCGAUCUCUACGACCCUACUGGCGACAACAACAACAUGAACUUCUCCUACUUCAUGGACCUGUACAACCUGCAGAAGGACGCCGAGGACCCCAACUACAGCAUCGAGGUCCUGUACGAACACAACAAGAACCGCUGGCACCAGACCAUUGCGACGAACCCCUUCGCCUGGUUCGGCCCAGCCAGCGGCUGGCUCGUCCGUGCCAGCCCGUACUCCUUCACUGCUCGCCUGGUGGCCAACCGCUCCGCCGAAUACCCGGAUGAGGGCAGGAUUAGCAAGGAGGCCCUCAAGAGCUUCUUUUCUGUCUACGGCCCCGAGGAAAACAUGACAUACGUCAUCGGCCACGAGCGCAUCCCUGAGAACUUCUACCGCCGCCGUUACACUGACUACACCAUUCCCGCUAACGCGCUGGACAUUAUUACGUAUAGCCACCCCGAGGUCCUGAGCAUCGGUGGAAAUACAAAUGGCGUGAACACUUUCGUUGGCAUCAACCUGGACGAUCUGAGUGGAGGUGUUCUUAACGCACAGAACCUGCUGCAGGGCAACAAUCUGGUUUGCUUCGCCCUCAACGCGAUCAAGACUGUAUCCCCCAACGCACUGUCUUCCCUCUACGCCACUCUGUCGACUGUCACGGACCUCGUCUUCGCUGCUCUUGAGCCCGUCAUGGGGGCAAUGAACUGCGCUGUCUACGAUGACCUUUCUGUGAACGGAACCAACUGGUUGGACUUUAACAAGAAGACUUACCCUGGUUUCAAGAAGGCUGGUGGUGGCUGGUAG
Ilyonectria robusta is the source of this 1365-nucleotide messenger RNA. RefSeq lists its product as uncharacterized. Gene Ontology annotation, molecular function: peroxidase activity. The transcript has 4 exons. Bases 1 to 1365 code for a protein of 454 amino acids. The record is from RefSeq and is a predicted model, not a curated record. NCBI's taxonomy places the organism in Eukaryota, Fungi, Ascomycota, Sordariomycetes, Hypocreales, Nectriaceae.